AAAUUUCAGUCAUCCAUGAGCUAAGUUGUGUUGUGGUGAGUUUUUUGUUAGUGUUGGUGAAAUAAAAGUGUAGAAAAAAAUUCUUACAGUGAAUUAAAGUGCAGUGUUGGAUUAUUAAUUUUACGAAUUGUGGAUUAAACAAAAAUGAGUUGGGGGACCGAACUCUGGGACCAAUAUGAGAAUUUAUCACUACACACACAAAAAGGAAUUGACUUUCUGGAAAAGUAUGGACAGUUUAUUAAAGAACGAUGUACAAUCGAAGUGGAAUACGCAAAAAACCUCAGGAGGCUGGUCAAAAACUUUCAACCGAAAAAGAAGGAUGAAGAAGAUUAUCAGUAUAGUCCGUGUAAAGCGUUCAAAUUGGUUAUGGCCGAGGUAAACGACCUAGCCGGCCAACACGAAGUCAUAUCCGAAAACCUCCAGUCAGAAGUGCUCAGGGCAGUCAACAUUUUAGUCAAAGAUUUGAAAGACGAUAGAAAAAAGCACCUACAAGAAGGCGCGCGCAUGAUGACUCAGCUGACGAACCAGCUGGCGACGCUGGAGCGGGCGCGCAAGAACUAUGAGAAGGCGUCACGGGAGGCGGAACGCGCAUUGGACACAUUCCAGCGUGUCGACGCCGACAUGAACCUGUCGCGUGCCGAGGUGGAGAAGCAGCGCAUGAACAUGACGCUCAAGUCGCAGCAGUGCGAGGAGACCAAGAACGAGUACGCCAGCCAGCUGCAGAGGACCAACGACCUACAGAAUCAACAUUACCAUAUAUUACUACCCGAUGUUUUUAGGAAUUUACAAGACCUCGAUGAGAAGAGGAUAAAAGAUAUAAGAAAUUUCAUGAUUCACUCUGCCGAUGUCGAAAGGAAAGUGUUUCCUAUUAUUAGUAAGUGUUUAGAUGGUAUCGUCUCAGCGGCGCAGCAAAUCAACGAGAAAGAGGAUACGUUAUUAGUGAUAGAACGAUACAAGUCAGGCUUCCAGCCACCGACAGACAUUCCGUUUGAAGACCUGAACGGUAGGGGGGGCAGCGAGCGGGAUGGGAGCAGUGGGGGGGUGGGACCGCCGCCCCUCAGCAGUGUGGGUGGAUUCCGACCGGAGGCCAUGACAGUCAAAGGCACCAUGUCAGCCGGUGGCAAGCUCAAGAAGAGGGUCGGCAUAUUCAACAUUUUCAGCUCCAACAAGAAGCUAAUCGAUGUGUGCAAUUCACUGAAGUCCAACCUCUCUUCGUAUGGUGAUAACAAGGAGGAUUACAGUGAUUUACCACCCAACCAAAGGAAGAAGAAACUGCAGAUGAAAGUUGAAGAGAUUGUAGCAAAAAUUCAGCAAGAAACUGCUGCGAGAGACGGACUGAUGAAGAUCAAGGGCGUGUACGAAGCGAACCCAGCGAUGGGCGACCCGAUGUCGGUCGAGGGACAGCUAAACGAGAGCGGCCACAAACUUGACAAGCUGCGCUUGGAGCUGCACAAAUUCCAGGGCUUCCUCGAUGAAGUGGAGGGGGGAGGGGGAGGCAGUCCGGCCAACCGCCGACACAACAAUGUCAACGGCGUCGAGAGGAAGCGCAGUUUGUUGCACAGAAACAGCGCAGGUGGUGGGUCGGGGGGAGAAGAGGAGUCGCUGAGUCGGUCAGCGUCGGACUCGUCUGUCUCCAACAACCACAACCACAAUCACAACAACCACCACAACAACAGCAGUUCCAGCAGUCACAACAACCACAAACAGUCGGCGCCCGGAACGCCCCUACCUGUCCAUGGGUGCUCCAACAGCCCGGCCGAGUCAGGGAUCGGCACCUCACACACGUCGCUGCCCGACUCGGACGACGCUCUGCCUGUCAACGACGCUGACUACUACGAGGCUGAGCUGCUGCCUCCGCUCGGCGUCUGCAAGGCCCUCUAUCCUUUCGAAGCAACAAGCGAAGGUUCGAUUCGGAUGGGCGACGGGGAGGAGCUGCUCAUAAUCGAGCUGGACCAGGGCGACGGGUGGACGCGCGUGCGCAGAGCCACCGGUGACCAGGAAGAGGGAUUCGUGCCAACCUCAUACAUCGAAUGCACGCUACACUCCACCUGUUAACACCCAACCUAGAUUAAAACUCUGCAAUGGAGAAUGGAGUAGGCAGAAAGCAAUUUUAGAAAUAAUGUAAACGUAAAGUUAUGGGAGUUUCAAACCUUUCCAGCAGCCAUUAUUUAUUCGUAAUUAAUUUUACUGUAAAAUGAAUUUAUAUAUGUUGUGAAUGUAAUUGUAUUGUAUUAUGUUGUCGCGCAUGUACAUAAAUGUUCGUAUGUGUGUUAUGUGCCUGCUAUUUUUCACGCUCCACAGACUUUUACGAAAUAAAAUCAGUACCGGUACUGUACGUUGUAAAAUUUAACAUAAUAAUUGUAAAUAAACUAAUAACAAUCUGUUAACUUAUUAGGAAAUCUCUAUUGGCACUGCAUUGCUUUUUAACCUCAUCCAAAAUAUUUAUUCAGAAAUUUGCAUGUUAUCCCCCUCUAAUACUAUAAAUGUAAGUUUGAUUUUUAUUAGAAAUUCGAUCUUUACAAUUAAAAUGAAAAAAAACUUUCCUAAAACGUGAUUAUCAUAUUUGUAAAGUUUCAUCCCUAUAAUAUUUUCCACAAACGGUAAGACUCAAUUCAUAUAUUUUGGGAUACUUAUUUUCUAUACUCCUUUGCCCUCGUUCCUGAAACUUAAUAAUGUGGUAUUACUGUGCUUCUGAGGCUCGAGGAUUCAAAUCCAUACAGGUCCGUGUUUAAUUGAGUGCUUAUUCACUUCUGUGCAUUCCAAAAUUUUCUUGAGUUUAGUUUAGCUAUUUCUACGUUUUUUAAAUUGUAUUGAACAUUGCCCCUUUCUCAUUACCUCCAAGUUUCCUAUUUAGAGGAGCCGAUUGUAGCCGCGCGACCACAGCUGCCACUGAAUCAGUGCUGAUUUUAUAUAGAACAUAAUAUAUAGAUUAUACAAUAAAAUGAAGUAAUAAACCAUAGCCUUUAAUAAAGUAGUGGCGCGUUCAACAUUGUAGAGUCGGCGCUUAGAAAUUGGACCUUGAGACAGUCGUUCUUAUUCACUCACUGUUUCCACUUUCUUGUAUUUGUUAAUAGUACCCCGAUAAUAUCUGCUUCCUCAAUAUAUUAAUCAAUUUUUCCUAAAUUUGGAUGGAAUAUCAAAGACAAAUUUAUUGAAAGGAUCAGCCUUUUUCUAACUUCAGUUAUAAAAUUAAUGCAAUAACUUUUUCGACGCGUUAACCUAUUUCAUUCAAAUUUUAUAGUAAAAAAUUAACAUUUUAUAAAAUGAAUUUUGAAAUGCCAAAAGAAUGAACAAUUUUCAAAAAUUAAUAUUUAUGUUACUUCUUGCUUGAUGACCUAAAAUUAGAAACACAUUUUUCAUUUAUAACAUUCCAAUUUAUUUUUUUCUAUCAUUUUGGUAAUACACACAAUUUGGUAAUCACCCAAACUAUGAUGCUCAUGUCCACUUGGCUCUGUUAAUAUUGAUUUCUCCUAUUAAUAUUAUUAUUCAUUGAUCUGAAAUUUCAAUAACUUACACUGUCUAAUUAUGUAAAAAUUAUUAUAUUCAUUCUCAAUGAGCUCAUGCUGUCUUUGUUGAAACUAAUAAAAAUGCUUUUUGUGGGGAUAUUCCAACAAACCUUGUAAAAUACAAAUUUUGAAUCUAGUUCAUUCUCUUACAAUAGAAGCGGGCUAAAGGUGAGAGUUUUAUUGACAAAACUACCAACUCUUGAAUAGUAGAUUAGUAUAGAUAAUAUUAAAAUAUAGUUGAAAAUGUAUUGUUUUUUCGAACAAACUGUUGAAUUUGAAAAAUUCCUCCGGCAGUUGAAUAAAAUUUAGCUCUUAUCAGAAUAAACUAUCUUUAUCUGUCAUUAUUUAUUGUAAUCCCAACAUAGAAUUAACUUCUUACAAACUGAACUGUUUCUAUAUAAUAUUGUAAAAUUAUUGUAAUUAUUAAUGUAAUAAAUUUAUUGUAAAUAUAUAGUUAUAAAUAUAUAUAUAUAUUAUGUAAUGUAACUUAAGUAAAGCGUGUAAUAUAUAUAUAUUUUUUUAAUACAUGUCGCUCGUUAUUAUGCGCAAAAUUGUACGGUAAUAUUGAUAGUGUUAGUUAUGUUGAAAUAUUGUGCCAAUAUUUAAAGUUAUUUUGUGUUCUUAUUACCCGAACAUUUAUAUUUUUGUGCAUUUCUAAUCUAAGUAUAGAACAAAAUAAUUUUGUAAAUUAAUCUUGAAAGAUGAAUAAUGCCUAGGAUAAUAAUUGAUUGAGGUAUUUGUAAUAUAUUACUGUAAUCAACACUUAUUUUUCUUGAACAUCGAAAAUUAAGGAUCUUCUUGAUGCUUCUUCCCUCUUGAUGUUAUUAUGAUCUUGAAUUAAUUGUUAAUUAUUGGAAAGUCCCAUAUUAUUAGCCUCCACCAAGAAGUAAUUCAUGUGAAAGUUUGAUACAGAAGUGAUGCAUAUUGUAAAUAUGUGCCAAUCUUGUUGCAAUUGAAGACUGUUAAGGAUUGCUCUCGUUAACUCCCAUUAACACAUUUUUUCUCAUUAUAUAUACUUAUUUUAAAUUUUGAAAUUAUCUUUUAAAAUAAUUUUCUGUAAUUAUUUAUUUUUAUCACAUAAUUCAAGAACAACUAGAGUGUAAGUUAGUUGACUCAAAUCCUCAUUCAUGUCCAUCAUAUCGUCAUUAUUUUAGCAUAUUUCCGAUUUAUGUUAUCUGGAGGAAGAAACUAACAAUCUGACAUGAGAUAAAAUUAUAAAAGUCCUGUCAAUAUGAACAUAAAAGAGGGGGUGUGUUAGCAAUUUAUAUUGCAGUUCUGAUUAUUUUAUGUAUUGUUUGGAUACAUAAGAGAACUGGACUUCUCCAGAACCAAUUUUUUUUUGCAAAAUUUCUUUAUGCUACAUACAGAGUGGCCUAAAAACCUCGUAUUUUCCGUCCAUUUACAAGUUUCCAGCUAUUUCUGCCAAAUCCAGUCAUCAGACAGAAAAAUUCGUUCCAGGCUUUUAUUAAGAUUAUAAAAUGAUGAAUAAAGAGUUAAUUCACAAUUCUCUAUCUUCAAUGAGUACAGAGUUACCUUUUUUUUAAAUGAGUAACAUUUCAAGAAUAAAUUUAUUUUGAUAAAUUUCACUUUUUGAUCAAUAAUAUCUUACGAUUGUUACCAUUUGAAUCAAUAAUUCAAAAUCCCUCUGGGAGUAAUUUUGUGCUCUACAACCUGUGUCUAGGUAGAGCGCUUUAUCUCAUAUAGAUUUCCAGGUGCACCUGAUAACAAUGCUCCUUAUAUUUUGAAAAACGCCUCAUUUUUAGCUUCAACCAACAUCAUUACCUUCAUUGGCCUCACAUUGAGAUUUCGCAUAAUGAUAUGAGUUCAUAAGAUCAUGUUCUAUGGAAAUCACCUGUUGGAUGCACUUUAUUUCAGUAUUUCCUAGUGGAGAGGCGCGCAUAAGGACACCUCAAGGAUCAAAAUUUCAAACAAUCAUAACUUUUGACACAAGAACAAUAAAAACUUUACUUUUAAGAAAACACAAACACAAUGAUCCGAUCUCGUUGCAGAAAUGAUGAAGUUAUUGUUGAGUGUACUUUAACCAAUAUUUCCAUUCACAUCAAAAUGGCCAAUUUCUAUAUUCUAUGUAUAUCUCAUUUUAUCCGUGAUUUUAUUAUUUCAAAAAAGUCGAAUUUAAAGCGAGCAAAUUUUUUUGUCCGAUGACUGGAUUUGGCAGAAAGAACUGAAAAAACGAGCUUUUUGGGCCAUACUGUAUCUACCACAAGGAAGUUUUGCAUGGAAUUGGUUCUGGACUACUCUCAUGUAUCCAAACAAUAUAUUAAAAUCAUAACUACAAUUUGAUUUGCAAGCAACAAUGUAUAUAGUGACUGGACUACUGGACUAUAAAUGAUUUGAAAUGUUCAAUAGCUGGUUGGCAUAUUUGAAAUUAGGUUGUGACUUUUUUCAUAGAGAAAUCUAAAAAAAACGUUUUAGAAAACAAGGUUGUUUGCAUGCCAAAACUAGAAUAUAAUCAUGAAGAUACAUAACAUUUUUAUUAUCUUGAAAUGCUUUGAUAUCAAUCUAGAAUUCAUAUAGCUUUCUAGUGAUAUUUUCAAAACAAUUUAAUUAUAGUGAGAUUCAUAAUAAACUGUCAGCUUUGGUUAAGUGUGAAGAAUUGGUGUUAUCUGUGCUUACAGUCUGUAGUUAAUCUUACUAUAGAUAUUUCCUAUUUUGUCUCUUGAGGAUUUAAUUCAAUCAGUAUUUGUAUGUUUCAAAUUUCUUGUCCAUCACUAAUUUCUAAGAUAAGAUUCUAUCCACCCUGCGCGACUUGAACAAAAUGGGGAUUUAUAAUAUUAAAUAGUAUAAGUUUUUCUUAUGCUAUUGUUUCUCUAUGAUAGUAGUUACUAUAAAUUCAACCUGUUACUAUUCGAGUAGUCUACUUGCUAAUUUUGUAUUAUUGUAACAAUCCCGUAUAAUUGAUUUUUUCAAAAAAUAAUCAUCCAUGAUUACUCCCGUAUAAAUUUACUAUUUUCCAUUGCAAGUAAUGUAUUUGUUAAUUAUUGCUUAUUUUAUGUAUGUCCGUCCGAGGGUAAUAUUUUGACAUUGAUGUUCAAUGAAUGAAUUGAUAUUGUUCGACUACUUUUGUAAAUUAAAAAUCAUUAAGCAGUUGUCACCGCUACUAUAUUUUAUACUCUCACUUCUUUGCUCAAAAAAUUCAAAUUUCCAUGAUUAUAUUCGUGUAUCCAGGAUCCAGCUCUCACAAUAUCGUCUAUCGUGAUAAAAUAAUUUUCUUGAUCAAUUUGAUUUUCUAGAAUGUAUCAACUGUUGUUUGUAUUGCAGUUAAUAAUAAUUAUUAUUAAUCUAGAUGGAAAAAUGUGUAUUUCAGCUUGUUUGUAGAUUGUAAAAUACUCUGUAAAUAAAUAAUAUUGAAAAUGUUCCUGUUUGUCUUACAUAGAUUCUCAAGACUAAUGUAAGGAGCUAAUUUCAAAUAUAACAUUUCUAUGAA
This is a messenger RNA of Nilaparvata lugens (brown planthopper), 6951 nucleotides long. RefSeq names its product formin-binding protein 1-like (gene Cip4). NCBI's taxonomy places the organism in Eukaryota, Metazoa, Arthropoda, Insecta, Hemiptera, Delphacidae. Gene Ontology annotation, molecular function: protein binding. The transcript has 14 exons. The record is from RefSeq and is a predicted model, not a curated record. The coding region runs from base 145 to 2055 and encodes 636 amino acids. Gene Ontology annotation, biological process: signal transduction.